This is a messenger RNA of Emiliania huxleyi CCMP1516, 2235 nucleotides long. RefSeq lists its product as hypothetical. Lineage: Eukaryota; Haptophyta; Isochrysidales; Noelaerhabdaceae. The coding region runs from base 1 to 2235 and encodes 744 amino acids. The record is from RefSeq and is a predicted model, not a curated record. The transcript has a single exon.
AUGGCCGAGGCCGACGCGACGGCUGCAAUCGCUGCGCUCAAGGACGCGGGCCUGAUCAGGACGAAGAAAGCCGACUGGCGGCUCGUCGCAGCGGCGCAGGCCAUGCUCCACGGCGCUCACUCAGAUGAGUUCGCCGCGGCCGAGGCGAUGGGAAAGCCGAUAAAGCAGCGGAGCAAGGUCUCGAACUGGUUGGACAAGCUCCGCGAACUCGAGCGGAUGCGCGCGGCGCCGCGCAGCCAGCCCGGGAGCGGCGGAUCGGCGGCGGGCAGCAGCUUGCUCGUGCAGCCUGGCUGGGUUGACGAGCACGCACCGGGCGUGCAGCAGCUGAGCGUGUCGGCGCUGGUCGUUUCGCCCGGCAAGCAGCACGCGACGCGCUCGAUCAGCGCGGUCGUGACGACGCCGCUCGGCACGAAGCGCCCGGCCAGCGCGACGGUCGACUACACGCUGCCACCCGACGGCGAGCCGGCGAGCGCUGCAAAGCGGCGCGACGACCGGCACCGCAAGCGCGAGGAGCGCAAGAUCAGGUCAAUGGAUUUGAGCGCAGCAGCGCAGGCCCACGCAGAGGCCGAGGCUGGCCGCCAACGCGCGCUGCGCGAGAGCGGUCGUGAGGAUCGUGUGCAGCAGCGCGAGGUGAGCUUCGUCCUGGACAGGAUUAUCCGCCGCCUUGAGCGCCAAGUGCAAGCUGAGGAGCGGGUCCAGCGGCGUGAGCUGUUUGUGUGGAGCUGCCCCGCAGGCUGCGGGCCUCAAGCGGCCGACUGCGGCCGCUUGAUAUUUCGCCGCCAGUGCAUGCCCACAGCUGACAGCAUCCGCCGGAAACAGCUGUUCAUUUUGCGCAGUGACCUGCUCGACCGUGAUUCUGGCCUUCUCGGCCUCGGUGACUUCCGCAGCAUCGGCGGGCACUCAUUUUUGAAGAAGAAGCAGUGGGAGCUCUUCUGUCAGCAGGAGCAGACCGCGUCCGAGUUUCUCCCGGGCGUAGACGACAUCCUCAGCGACUCGGAGGUCGCCGAGAUCCAGAGCGACUUCCUCUCGCUGUGGGACGGCAAGGUGCAGUCUCGCUGUGGGCCUCAAAUUCACUUUUCCAACUGGCUCAGCCGCUACCUUGAGAACGGCGAGGUGGUGACUGGCAACUACGAGUACCGCGGGCGCACAAUCGAGAUUGUCUACCCCGACCAGUUUGGAGACCAUCUCCCAGUCGGCGCGCCGGCGUGCGCACGGCGGGGCUGCUCCGGCUGCUGCUACUGCAAGGGCGUGCCUUUGCCCGUCAUGCUCGAGGUCGACAUCUGGUUCCGGCCAGGAGUGGGCUGGCAUACAGGGUACGGGCGUACGGAUGAGCCGCCCCGCUACUCCAUUCGGAGAUGGAUGAGCUUGGGCGAGCUCAAGCGGCAGCUCGACAAAGUGGUGAGCAGUCAACCCGAGCCGCCGCGCUGCAGGGAGCCUGUGCCUGCCUACUUGCUCAACCGCCGGGAGGACGUGCGCGAGCCACCGAAGCAGCGCGGCGUGGUCUGCUUGCCGGGUCGGCUGCGUAGGCUUCUCUCCCCCUCAGAGGUGGCUGCGUCGCUUGCUGCAGUUGGGGUGCAUCUCGUGCUUCUUGAAGGCGACUCACGCGCACUCGAGCCGACGCCGGAGGAGAGUGCGCUCCUCGAAGCUCACCGUGCCAUGUGCACAGAGGAGGGCUCGGUGGAGGAGGCGAGAGCGGAGAAGCGUCUGGCGGAGAACGACGAGCGACGUGGAUGGGAAAUUCAAAGUGAAUUUGAGGCCCGGCGAGGCUGCGGGCAGCGGCUGCGCCGGCCCCUCGACCCUCGAGCGAGGCCUCGCCGCGGGGACCUGGUCUACCUUUCGCCUACCUCGACGCAGUCCGAGCCCACCGUCGCCGCCGUCCUCGCCGUCCACAACACCUCCGACCUCAUCCCACACCACGUGACUGGCAUGGAUCUCAUGGUCUGGGACCCGGACCGCCUCACCUUCAAACCGAGAGAGCACAGGGAGCACCCGGGGUGCUUGACGCUCUUCCCUCCCUGCUGUGGGAACGGUGCCAACUGCAUGCACCUACGCUUCUCUUUUCCAGACUGGCAGUGGCCAGAUGGUCGGCCUCUGGAUGUCAAUCGAGUCCUGAAGCCGAUCCCGGCGGCCUUAGUUGCGAAGAUGAGGGAGAUGUACGGGCGCGCGCGGGCGGGAAAGAUCCUCUCAGACUUUAGAGGCAUUGUGGGCGAGGCCGCGGACAAGUCGGGAGAUUAG